Messenger RNA from Sesamum indicum (sesame), 2002 nucleotides. RefSeq names its product protein NRT1/ PTR FAMILY 2.7. The record is from RefSeq and is a predicted model, not a curated record. Gene Ontology annotation, cellular component: membrane. Gene Ontology annotation, biological process: oligopeptide transport; transmembrane transport. NCBI's taxonomy places the organism in Eukaryota, Viridiplantae, Streptophyta, Magnoliopsida, Lamiales, Pedaliaceae. Gene Ontology annotation, molecular function: transmembrane transporter activity.
AUUCCUCAUGAGCCCAUUUUUUCUGCGAAUGGGGUCAGUCAGUCUGCUGUAUCUUUGCAGAAAAAAUAGUUGUCUGAUUAUUUUAGGAAGAAGAAUUCUAACUUUGCUAGUUGGCAAUGCAAUCCGGACGUAGAAUAGGUUGUUAUGCUAUGAAUAGAUAAUAAUAAGUUUCGGUACACCAGAAUAUUUUGGAUAAGAUUCUCAACCUUAGUGGAUGCUUAGCAGAAACAGGCUGCAGUUCAGAGGUGACAUAUCAUGGACAGUUCAGACGAAGCAGCACCGCCGUCGGUCCGUUCGCAGCGAGGUGGCUGGAUCACCUUCCCCUUCAUCAUAGGGACAAUGGCUGGGCUAACACUUGCUGCUGGAGGAUGGAUUGCAAACUUGAUCGUGUACUUGAUUCAAGAAUUCAACAUUAAGAGCAUAAGUGCUGCUAAGAUUUACAACGUUGUCAAUGGAAGCAUUACAAUGUUUCCUAUCAUCGGAGCGAUAGUCGCCGACUCCUUUGUCGGCUGUUUCUCUGUCAUCUGGUUUUCAUCUCUCAUCUCUCUGCUGGGCACAUUGCUUUUAGUUUUAACUGCAGCAAUCAGUCACUUGAGACCUCCAUCAUGCGAAAACGGGUCGAAUGCUUGUAGAUAUCCUUCUCAUCUUCAGUUUGCAGUCUUAUAUCUCGGCUUAGCGCUGGCGUCUCUGGGAAAUGCGGGCACUCGUUUCACCAUCGCACCGAUGGGAGCAGACCAAUUCAAUAAUCCAAAGAGUCAAGGGAUUUUCUUUAACUGGUACAUUUUCACAAUGUAUACAGCAACAGUCGUUAGCUCCACGGCCAUAGUGUAUGUAGAGGAUAACGUCGAUUGGGCAUGGGGUUUCGGCCUCUGUGCUGUGGCUAACGUGAUCGGUUUAGCUGUUUUCUUGUCUGGCAGCCGGUUCUACCGCCUUGUUAAGCCAAAAGGGAGCCCAUUUAGGAGUUUGGCUCAUGUUGUCGUUGGAGCUAUCAGUAAAAGAAGAAUGAUUCUUUCAGACCAAACCGAAGAUUAUUACCAUGACUUGAAUGUACAUGCUAAGUGUCCAACACGUUUCUUCAGGUUCUUAAACCGUGCAGCAUUGAGGAGUACUGAAGGAGACGCUAAUCAAGAAGGCUCCAUCACAAAUCCAUGGAAACAAUGCACAGUGCAACAAGUAGAAGCGCUCAAAAGCCUCAUCAAGAUCUUUCCCCUGUGGUCAACUGGUUUAUUCCUGUGCACCCCACUAGCCAUCCAACUGAGCUUGGCUACUCUCCAGGCCUUAAGCAUGGACCGUCAUAUAGGACCCCGUUUCCAUGUCCCAGCCGGUUCCAUGUCCGUCUUCAUACUGAUCUCAACUUCCUUUUCCAUUUUUCUCAUAGACCGGCUGCUCUUUCCCCUUUGGGAAAAACUCACUCAUCGGCCUCCCAAACUUCUCCAACGCAUUGGAAUCGGCCACGCCCUUACUAUUGUUAGCAUGGCGGUCUCAGCAGUUGUGGAGUCAAAGAGGCUAAAAAUAGCACGUUUGGACGAUGUGCAGAACGAAACAGACGCUGUAGUCCCAAUGUCGGCCUUGUGGCUGGUGCCACAACUGGCUAUUGCUGGUAUAGGAGAAGCAUUUCAUUUUCCAGGACAAGUUGCACUUUACUACCAAGAAUUUCCAGAGUCACUUAAGAGCACGUCGACUGCAGCCGUUGCUAUGUUUAUUGGCAUUGCAUUUUAUAUCAGCAAUGCGAUUAUAGAUUUGAUUCGGAGGGCAACGGGGUGGCUGCCGGAUGAUAUAAACCAGGGGAGGUUGGAUAAUGUGUACUGGUUUUGUUGCAUCCUAGGAGGAUUUAAUUUCGGUUACUAUCUUGUAUGUGCAUCCUUGUACAAGUAUCAGAAUGUCGAAAAAUCUGCAGAUGGAUGUAGUAAGAGUUGAUAUGAUUCUUGGAUGUUUCUUUGAAUCUUUGCAGCUCUAUGACCUAUUCAUCAUCUUGCACAGUAAUAAGGAAUUUUAAGCUUUA